GGCACAGCGGACACCAGGACUCCAAGAUGGCGUCAGUCGUACCAGUGAAGGACAAGAAACUUCUGGAGGUCAAACUGGGGGAGCUGCCAAGCUGGAUCUUGAUGCGGGACUUCAGCCCUAGUGGCAUUCUUGGAGCAUUUCAAAGAGGCCCUGGAGGGACCGGAAAGCCAGAAAUGAACCUCAUGAGACUCACUAGACUGUUCUCCAGGGCCCGCCCCAUGGGACUGUUCGUCCUGCAACACCUGGAUCCCUGUAGCGCCAGGUGGGCGGGAGGCAGGGAGGGGCUGAUGCGGCCAGUGUGGGUGGCCUUCAGCAGCUCCUCCUCUCAGCUGCCCCUCGGCCAGGAACACCCGGAGAACACGGGCAGCCUGGGCUCUGACCCGAGCCACUCCAACUCCACGGCCAUGCAGGAAGAAGACGAGGAGGAGGAGGAGAGUUUUGGGACCCUCUCUGACAAAUACUCCUCCCGGAGACUAUUCCACAAAUCCACAGCCCAGUUCCAUAACCUGCGGUUCAGGGAACAGAGAGAGGAGCCAGAGGAACCGGAGCCCAAAUUAUGGCAAGGCCGGAGAAACACCCCGUACUGGUACUUCUUGCAGUGCAAACGCCUGAUCAAGGAAGGGAAGCUGGUCGAAGCGCUGGACCUGUUUGAGAGGCAGAUGCUGAAGGAGGAGCGACUGCAGCCCAUGGAGAGCAACUACACGGUGCUGAUCGGGGGCUGCGGGCGGGUCGGCUACCUGAAGAAGGCCUUCAAGCUCUACAACCAGAUGAAAAAGCGGGACCUGGAGCCCUCAGACGCCACCUACACGGCCCUGUUCAACGUCUGUGCCGAGUCCCCCUGGAAGGACUCGGCUCUGCAGAGCGCCCUGAAACUCCGGCAGCAGCUGCAGGCCAAAAACAUCGAACUCAACUUGAAAACGUACCACGCGCUGCUGAAGAUGGCUGCCAAGUGUGCAGACCUUAGAAUGUGCCUUGAUGUGUUCAAGGUGGGGGGCUUCACCUGCCAUCCUGCUCCCCAUUGUGGGGCUGGUACCACGUGGCGGGGGCGGGGCUGUGGUGUCUGUCUCUCCUCAUGCAGGAAGGCUCAGAGAGGGUGAGACAGCCGGUACUAGGCACUGGGGUUCACAGACAGAUCUGAUGAGAUCCUGCUGGAGGUUGUGUGUGCUGCUGUGUGCUGUGUCCUGCUUUGUGCACUCGAGGGAAGGCUUCCUAGAAGGGGUGUUCUCUAUCCCCCAGUGGGCAGGCAGCGACCAAGGAGGACAGCCCAGGCCAAGGCAGGCAACCGCAUGUCAGCUGUGCUGCACGUGGAGGCCCUGGAGAGGCAGCUGUUUCUGGAACCUUCUCAGGCACUUGGGCCUCCAGAGCCUCAGGAAGCCAGAGUGCCCGGCAAGGCCCAGCCAGAGGUGGAAACCAAGGCAGAGCCCAGCCACACAGUGGCCCUGCCCCCUGUGGCCCUGAAGCCACCUCCCGUGGAGCUGGAAGUCAAUCUCCUGACCCCUGGGGCCGUUCCCCCCACCGUGGUCUCCUUUGGAACAGUGAGCACCCCAGCUGACAGGCUGGCCUUAAUAGGGGGCCUGGAGGGCUUCCUGAGCAAGAUGGCAGAGCAUAGGCAGCAGCCUGACAUCAGGACCCUCACGCUACUGGCCGAGGUGGUGGAGUCCGGGAGUCCUGCGGAGUCCUUGCUGCUGGCCCUCCUGGACAAACACCAGGUGGAGGCCGACCUGACAUUCUUUAACACGCUGGUGAGAAAGAAGAGCAAGCUGGGAGACCUGGAGGGGGCCAAGGCGCUGUUGCCAGUCCUGGCGAAGAGGGGCCUUGUCCCCAACCUGCAGACGUUCUGCAACCUGGCCAUCGGGUGCCACAGGCCGAAGGAUGGUCUGCAGCUGCUGACAGACAUGAAGAAGUCCCAGGUGACCCCCAACACUCACAUCUACAGCGCCCUCAUCAACGCGGCCGUCAGGAAGCUGGACUACACCUAUCUCAUCAACAUCUUGAAAGACAUGAAGCAGAACAGGGUCCCAGUGAACGAAGUGGUCAUCCGCCAGCUGGAGUUUGCAGCCCAGUACCCUCCGACCUUUGACCGGUACCAAGGGAGGAACACCUACCUGGCGAAGAUUGACGGCUUCCGAGCCUAUUACAAGCAGUGGUUGACAGUGAUGCCCGCAGAGGAAACCCUGCACCCCUGGCAGAAGUUCCGGACCAAGCCCCAGGAGGACCAGGACACUGGCAAGGAGGCUGAUGUGGACGGAUGUGCCCUUGGGGGCAGGUGAUGGGAGCACAGCUGAACAGCGUGCUCAGCCCUCAGUGCUCUGUGGGAGCCCCAGGACAAGUGAGCUGGUGUCACCUCCUGCCUGGGGGAAGAGCCAGGCCCUGAGGAACAGCUGCAGUGUGUCACGGGUGUUGGUGUGAGGACACAUGCUAGGCCCAAGGUGCCUGCACUCCCGGCAGGUCCAAGGGCAGCUCCAGCCACUUUCACAUGUCACCUUGGGUCUUCCAGCUCCAGUACCUUUGCGUGUCACCUCACACACCACAAGGGGACUGGGGCAUCUGGUCCCUGGGGCCUGGUGCCGCCCUGCCGGGUUCCACAGGCCAAUGCUCUGAAAGAAUAGACGCGGGGCCCGAGAGGUUUAAAGAUUUUAUUUUUACAAAUCACAACUGAUGGACAGCAAAGCCUUCCCCGUAGAGACCCGUGCUCCAACUUGGGCCUGGGGCACUGCUCGCUGCUCCCAGGAAGGGGGUGGCGCCACAGGCAGGAACCUGCGAAGUCCAGAGUCCAGGGUGGAGAGCGCUAGCAUCAGCCAGAGCAGCCACGGCAGCCACAGUGUGUGCACUCGAUGAUGCGGCCCUGCAAUAGAGGAGGACAUUGAGAUGAUGCCACUGCGCCACACUCGUCCCUGCACACUCACAUACGUGGCAACCCUCUGCCACCAUGCCAUAUAGGGACACACCUCAGAAACCCUUCUGUGACAGCUCUGGACGGAAAAUUUGGCUCCCUCAUGAAGGUGGAAACAGCUGCUAUUGAUACCAAGGUUACAUCUGUAUGUGUAGUUAUAAUACGUUAUGCAAAUCCAACACACGUUUGCCAAUCAAGAAAAAGAAAUCGGUGUGAA
Messenger RNA from Mandrillus leucophaeus (drill), 3110 nucleotides. RefSeq names its product pentatricopeptide repeat-containing protein 1, mitochondrial. Gene Ontology annotation, biological process: tRNA 3'-end processing. NCBI's taxonomy places the organism in Eukaryota, Metazoa, Chordata, Mammalia, Primates, Cercopithecidae. Gene Ontology annotation, cellular component: mitochondrial matrix. The record is from RefSeq and is a predicted model, not a curated record. Gene Ontology annotation, molecular function: tRNA binding; protein binding. The transcript is spliced from 8 exons.